AUUCAAUAAUCGACUUUUUCGAUGCUUAGUCUACUCACUAUCCACAAGAAGCUUCCAACGCAUAAAAGCUUCCAACGCCGUGCUGAUGCCCUGUGUAUCUUAAGCUCGAACUCUCACGUACUCUUUAUCCCCACCCCGUAGUAAUUGAAAAGCAUCCGAAAGACACAAGAAACCAGCGAACCAGCUGCACGGUUGGGUUGCCGGAGCAAAAACACGUUUCAGUAUCAAAGUUUCGCUCACACCGUCGGGAAGCAGUCCGUUGCCGUACGAUCGAACGGCAACACGUUGCGAAGGCUAUAACCCUGCCUGCAAUUCCGGUGAGGUUUCUCUUUCCUUUUGGCCCACCAAUCCAAUCCGUGGUGGUGCGAUCGUGUGUGUUUACUGGGCGGCCUGGGAGCAGCAUAAGCCCAGCGGCUGCGUGUGCUCUGUGCAUUGUGCAACGACGACAUGCACAAUCAAGCAUCGAACGCAUAACGAACGCACAGGAAAAAGGUCUAGUUUGCUUUACUGUUUUCGACGUGUGUAAAUGCUUCGGCUCGGAUCGCCAAAAUAAAUCGCCACCGUAUCCCGUGUGCCGUUAAAUUCAGAAGUGAAUAUUUUCGAAGGUUGCUUAUUUUCAUCGUCUGUCCGAUCGUUGAAGUCUAUGUGCCGGGCAUUCAUAAUAGUGUCGCAGCGAACAGCAGCGGGUGGACCGAAAGCCGCCGUCCAGUUCCGGUUGCUAGUGCUGUGUGCCAGGGUAAGACAGAUCGGGUGUACCAGUGUGUCGCAACCGAGCAGUUCGUUCAUGCUGCAAAGCGCUAAAUCAAACGGUGCGCGAGUGAGUCGCAAGCGGUCGCUAUAAAGGAGGGAGUCUAACAAACCUGUACCCUUAACACCGAUCGCCGUGGAGAAAUCGAUAUUGUGCAAUCUACCCUCCCGUGUCGCGGCACGCAAACGAGAGAAACGUAAGCGUAGAGGAGAAGAAAGAAAGAAAAUUGAAUGCAAAAUUGUCAACCAGAGUAAACGUUUGAGAGAUCGUUUGAGAGAAACGGUGUGAUAGAAACCCCGUAAAGGAGAGAAACAGCAGCUCCUGCGCAAGGGGCCGUAUUAGCGCUAGUUCGUACGACUGAGCGAUCGCGAUCACGUUCGUGCAAAAGAGACGGGACGGUGUGGUGCAAUUCGAAAGGAAAAUGCAGUGAUACACUUUCCGUUUGAAAAGAAAAGUUUCGCUUUUGUUUGAAUAGAGGAAAAAACAGGCAGUGUGGUGAGGUGCUGCAGCCGGGAGAUUCAAAAUCGGUGCAGAGCGAAAACGAAGAGCAAGAGAAGCAAUCAAAUCGAGUUCGAAAACAAAACGGUGCAUGGUGGGUGCUUUACCGAAGGGAGCAUUUGUCUGUUUUUGGUGGGCAAAGUGUUUUUUUGUGAAUGAGUGUAGAAAAUGAUUCAAUCCUCAAUCGAUCGAUCUAAUUGAUCGAAAUUACGCUUCCCUUCCUUGACGAAUCAGAGAACCGAGAUACCGACCAGUGCACAAAGCGAAAGUGGGCAGGGGAUUGGCUUUGAAUUGAAAUUUCCUGUUUCAUUGUGGUGCAGAAACAUACCAGAACAGAGGACGGGGUGUUGGAGUAUCGGUCCGAGUGUGCAGUGUCCUGCAACAGACACAAAAUGGGCGAUAGUAAAGCGGCAGUGCCAAAGUCCGCCAUCAUUUGGUUGGCAGUUUUGUGCAAUCUUGGCUUAGCAUUGCCAAGAUCGGCAGCUCAACAGAACAACAACUUCUACUUCGCACAAUCGCAGGGCCGGUUUGUACCGUCGUUCGAGAACCCGCGGAACGGUUUCUUCCCGUCGGCAUUGCAGCGCCAGCAGCCACCACCGGACUCGUACCAGGAACAGACACUGUUCGUCAACAGCAACAACGUGGACAGGGGCAACGGAGCAAACGAUGGAGCUGCUGGUACGCGCGGUAUCACACCGUCCUACUAUCAGUUUACCUACACGACCCCACGGAGUUCGGAUAUUUUCGAAAUAUCACCACGACCCUUUUCCGCAACACCGUCGUCGAAUGCCGGCUUCCAGUACUCGCGCAGUCCACCGAGGAGUGACUUCUUCUCCAAUGGACUCACGGCCAGUCGGAGCUUCCCGGCUACGAACCGUCAGCUAGCGGUCAGUUCGCAACGCAAAAGUCCGUUCAGCAGCUCGUCCGGUGGAUUCCCGGAGCUGUCCACCACCACCGAAACGCCCCAGCGUCCACCACCGCCAGCACCCGCUCCAUCUUCUCCGUCCGAAUCGGCAUCCGUACGCGAUCGUCAGCUAUCGUACAUCUCGAACCGUGCCCGACCGUUCGCGAGCGAAGAUCAGCAGCAGCCACCGACUCGCGCCUCGGCCUAUCAGGCGGCGUCCCAGCAGCGGCAGCAGCUACCACGCAGCCCAUCGUCAGUGUCCGGCGGUACGCGGAACAGCUUCACGAAUUCUAGAUCAAAACCGACCGAUAGUGCACCGUCGGCCGGUGGCAGUCGAGGAUCGCAGACGGGUUCGUCGGCUGGUACCCAGGCUGCCCAGAAUGGUACCACGAACGGGCGCUUUGGAAGCAGUGGCACGCAGAACAGUCGUACUACUGCACGUCCGAACCGCUAUCGAUCGAUCCCGACCACCACGACAACAACGACCGAGGCGGCAACGGAGAGAACUACCACGGUGGACAGUGUUGCCGUGCGGAAUCGAUUCAGUGGCAGAACGCCAGCGCCGAAUCCAUUCCGGCAAACGUUCGAAGCAAAACGUGUGCCCACAGCGAAUGCUGCGAUCGCUACGCGUGGUUCCUUCCCAAGCGCAACCAAGCUAAAAACGACCACUACCACAACGACCACCACAACGACUACAGCAAAGGUACCGAUCCUGUCACGGUUCAUCCAUCAGCCGGCCAAACCGAUCAUACCGAGCAUCAACAUCACGCACAACGGAUCGGCCAAGUCGGCCGAAGUCAUCUACGACUACGAUGAUUACGAGGAGUCCAAGGAAUCGACCGGAUUCGAUGGUGCAAAACAGCAGGAAAUUAACGAUUUUCAACCAACAUCCGUAGCGAAGAACAACUCCAUCUUGCUUACGAGCGGACUGCACGAACAAAAGGUUCCACCCGGUACCGUGCUGUCACCAAACGUGGGUGUUACUGCUUCAACACCCGUUGGGUCUGGAAAAUCUGUGCACGAAGAUCCAGAUGGACGUUUGAACAAUAUCAGUGAGAAUGAAUAUUACGAUACAGUGCGGGAUUCCGAAACGGCUCCAGGAGAUUCGGUGGGUGUUGAGGACCAUACGGUGAUUCUGACGGAUAACUUUUACCUACCGAACGGAGGCUCGGAAGAAACGUUCGAGGAGGAUGACGAGGAACCGGAAGGUUUGCAGCGUGAGAUCAACAGUACGGCCGAGCUGGGAGCAGAACAGCAGGAGAAACUGUACGACGAGGAGUAUGUGUACGACGACGAUGAACCCAUCACGACCACUUUAAGGCCAACAGCUAAGACGGUGGCCGUUCCACCGUCUGCUACAGCGGACCAGCUGGAUGAUACCGCAGAUAUGUUACAGUUUUCGGACGAGGAUGUAAAUGAUGAUAAAUUAAAUGUGAAUCUGCCAGGGACAGCCGGUGGAACGAAAGAAACAAUACCCGAAGGUACUGCGUCAACGGCUGCACCAACAUCCCGGACGGAAUCCACAACCGAAUCGAGUCUCUCAACGACCGAACGUGUGGCAAGCUCAAGCGAAGCGGAUGCAGCUACCAACGCCACAACGGAAAGCUGGGUAGUGGUGGCAUCCGUGCAGACUAGCCGCAGUGUUUCCGGUGCAAGAUUUCUGCCAUUCCCGCAGGUCGAGCAGGAAGAGAAGAAGCAACCGCUGGCGGAGCUGGAAUCGAAGGGAAGCAAUGAAAGUGAUGACAUCGAUGUGACCACGGCUAGCGGCAUUGGUGAGGAAGUGGAUGGAGUCACAACGAUUGCUCCCCAGGAACCGGUAAUUGCCGUGACGGAUGAAGUGGAAUCGGUUGUCACGACGGAGAAAACGUUGCUUUCUCAGUCAACGGAAAGCAUUAUCGAUAAGCUGGACCGUGUACAGUCGGAACUGUCCAGUGGGUUGUUUGCCGGCAAGUUCCCGGUACUGAAGGAUCCCACCGCAGAAGAUCAGAAGGCAUCCAACUCUACCGCAUUACCUCCGGUGGUGAUCAGAAAGUUCCAACCGAAUGCCCGUGCAACAACGACGAAGAAACCACGUCCCGGGGUGACGGCCACCACCGCUAAACCCACCACGACAACGGACAGCUUGGUAAAAAAGAUCAAGUUCGAAACGAUUGAUGACAUAUCGGCUCUCUUGCCACCGGACUACAAGGCCAAAUCGGGUUUCAAGCUGAAGAAACCCAACCCGCCCGGUGAAACAUUACCGGCAUCGAGCGAUGCCCCGCUGGAGGACACGGCAAAGGCCGAGUUGGGCAAUCGGUUCCGUAGUGCAAACAUAAGUCGAUCGUACAAGAGCAAUGUACCGAUUCAGGAGCUAAGCUCGCUGCUACCGAAGGACUACAAGCUGAACCGUACUGAGGAGGACAUUAAGAGCACGAACAACCUGAAGGAACUCAUCAGCAAGGUGAAGGUGAAUGAAAAAGCUACUCCUGCACUAGAACUGCUGAAGAAGGCACAAAAGGUUGAUGUGAGUGCAUUCCUUCCACCAGGAUAUAAGCCGAUAGGAACGGAAAGUAAGCCAGAGUCUACGACCACCGCUGCGAAGUCAAUUGCGGUUUCGGUGGAAGACGAUGUAAGCAAGUUCCUGCCACCGGGUUACAAAACGUUCAAGACGACGAAGAAACCUACCACAGCGGCACCGGUAACGAUCAAGGACGAUAUAAGCAAAUUUUUACCUCCCGGUUACAAACUGCCGAAAGAGUCUACCGUGGACAGUACGUCCGAACGACCGAAGCUGGUGUUUAAUGAGGACGUCAGCAAGCUGCUUCCACCGGGAUACAAACCACCGGCCGAGGACGACACGAAACUCGUAGCCGAAGUGAUCGAUCCGAGCAGUUUGUUGAAAAAGAUUCAGUUCAAGGAUGUGUCGGAACUGCUACCGCCGGACUUCAACGGGAGCAAAAGCGACGAACCCUCGGUGAGUACCGUCGCAACGGGUUCGGCCGGCAGUGGCUUCAAGGUGGUGUUCCCGAGCCGUCCGGGAGUGAAAAAACCUCUACCAGGUGGGGCGGUCCGUGCAACAACGGCCAAACCGCUGCACGCGGAAGGUCCAGGUGUGCCGGAAAUUCACAUCCGCAAGGGACCACCAACACGAGCGACAACCGAAUUCACCGGUUGGCCAACACCGUCUACGACACCGCUCUCGAUCGAGAAGCUACUGGAGCAGCAGAAACAGCAGGAACUGCUCGAAAAGUUGCUCGCUUCAUCGAGCAGCACUAGCACGUCUACGACGACCACGACGACGACGACGACCACCACUACUACUCCUAGACCAACGGAACCGGGUCUCUGCCAUUCGGAGUGUGAUCUGGCUGGCACGAUACGUAUUGUAGACGGUGUGAAGUGGGUACCGGAACUACUGGAUCACAAUACGGCCGAGUGGAAAAAGCUGGCCCGUGAGGUCGAAACGGAAUUGAACGAGGUGUACAGUAAGGCGAAGAACUUAAGCAAAUGGUACAAGAAGGUGCGCAUCGAUAGCUUCAACAAGGGUAGCGUGCUGGUGGAUUACUUUGUAGAGCUGACGGAUUUGACGCGCGAUGUCAACACGCUGGAGAUCAGGAAGAUGUUCCACGAAGCGCUCGUACCGGUGCCAGAAACGACGACGACGACUACGACAACUACGACCAUCGGAUCGGACGAUUAUGACGGCGAGCGAGAGGAGGAGGAAACCAAAGCGGAAAAGGAACCGGUGCAGCGGGAAAAUUUGCAAGCACCGGCCCAACGUGUGAAGGAAGUGUUCCAGCUUGGAAAGUUCCGGGUCGAUCCUGUGUAUACUGAUUUUACAGUCAUUCCGAAGCCAAUUGUUGCUGCUGGACCGGCGAUUGAGGACGAUCUGUUCCUGCCACAGUGGGCUAUCGCUGUGAUUGUGAUCGGUUUGGCGUCGUUGCUUUUCGUUAUCCUUUUCGGUGUCACUGUGCUAAUCAACCGCCAAAAGGCAGCCAAAAAGAAGGCACCAACGCCACUCACCGCUGAUAUGCUGAAUGAGCUGAACAAGAACCACAUGGGAGGAAUUGAAAACUUUGGUUCGGAGGAUCUGUACAACCUGGACGAUGCAUGGGACGAUCGUAUGCAUGAUGUGAAGCCAAAGCGAUUCUCGAACUCAAUGCACGGUAGCAGCGCUUCCAAUAUUUACGACAGCUGGCGAUCGCAACGCCAUCCGGAAAAUUACUUCUACGACGAUUAUGGGCUAAAGGGAUCACACUAUCCACCGAGCGGCCAUCACCAUCGGUUACACGAUCCGGCGUUUAUGAUGCACGAACCGCCGCCACCGGUGAUGGCGAUGUAUCCGCCGUACCAUCAUGCACCACCGCCACCAAACAGUCACCAUUUUAGUAACAGUUCGCGACGGUACUACCGGGACUACGAUCCGAACUUCUGAGCUUGGCUGCCGUUGCCAUAGGAGAAAUUAAUGUGCGUGUGUUUCACUCGUUCCCACGAAAAAGAGAUCGCGCGAUACAACUGUUCACUCGUUGUAGGGUUGUUUACUAGCAAUCGGUUCCGUCCGCUUGAAGUGGACCUGAAGUCUUACUGUUAACUGUAGGAAGUCGUAUCGUGUAGCUGAAUCGUAGCUGCUAAUGUAUAUAAAUUAUUUAUUUUUAAUAAAAAAUACUAUAGAUAAAAUAUAAAAUUUUCAAACCGA
Molecule: messenger RNA, 6825 nt
Organism: Anopheles funestus (African malaria mosquito)
Lineage: Eukaryota; Metazoa; Arthropoda; Insecta; Diptera; Culicidae
Product: mucin-5AC
Exons: 9
Coding region: 1639-6564 (1641 amino acids)
Source: RefSeq, a predicted model, not a curated record